Messenger RNA from Physcomitrium patens, 2638 nucleotides. RefSeq names its product cation/calcium exchanger 5. The record is from RefSeq and is a predicted model, not a curated record. Gene Ontology annotation, molecular function: monoatomic cation transmembrane transporter activity. Gene Ontology annotation, cellular component: membrane. Lineage: Eukaryota; Viridiplantae; Streptophyta; Bryopsida; Funariales; Funariaceae. Gene Ontology annotation, biological process: transmembrane transport; monoatomic cation transport.
GGUAGAAAGACAGCAAGGAUCGAAUAUUCGAAAACGGAAAGAAGCAAUCAUGUACGAGCCGGACCCUGGACCGGACCCAUUCCCCAACUCGGUCUGUGCAUGCGAAUCCGGUAUUGUCUUUGAUGUAGCGAGUGCUGUUGUGAAGAACUCAGUUGGGUUGGCCUCGGAGCGGAGGAUGUGCAUUCUGUGAGCAAGUUGAGGACCUCGCCAUCUUAAUAUGCUCCUCUGCCAUUUUGGGUGCGAGAGGGAGCAUCAUGGGUGCGACGGCACGGUCAUCGCCUCUGGCGCUUCGCUUCAUGGUCAAGGGGAUCGGCAUUGUGCUCUUCUUCGCUCUUGUGUCGGUUUAUUCUUGGUGGAUUCAAGGGCUGAAUGAGUGGGAUGGGAACCGGCACAGGGAGUUGCUGGAAGUUGUGGGAGAGGAGGCUGAAGUGGCCCGGAACGGCACAGGCAGGCAAUGUGUUAAUGUCGAAAAGGAAUCCCCUCUUUUACAAUGUGAAAUGGCACGUAUGUAUUGCGCGGAGGAGAGUGGGCAAAGCAUGGUGAACUAUCUCGUCCUCCAUUACUGUCAGAUGGGAGGAGUGAAAUGGAUUUCAGUUCCCGUGUUGGUCACAGUACUCGUUCUUGCCUUCUAUAUCUUAGCGGAAACAGCUGAGAAUUAUUUUUCUCCUGUGGUUCGACGUUUGGUGGAGAUGCUUGGGAUGACACCAAGUAUGGGCGGAGUGACAUUACUAGCCCUUGGUAAUGGAGCGCCCGACAUAUUUGCCUCCCUGGCCGCAAUUGGAGGUGGCAACUCAAGGAUUGGAUUCGGUGCCAUUCUGAGCGCAGGAACUUUUGUGUCCGCCUUUGUGGUGGGAUCAGUGGCGUUAGCAGCCGCACCUUUCUCUGUCCGGCCAAUGCCAUUCGUCCGAGACUUGACGUUCUACUUUGGUGCAGUUUGUCUUCUCUUUAUCAUCUAUCUGAAAGGGGAGAUUGUGUUUUGGCAAGCCGUGGGGAUGGUUUCCUUCUACGUAGUCUUUGUGGUUGUUGUACUUUGCACCGACAAGCAAGAGGUAGAGUCUGUUUCAAAGAUAGAUGAGGUACUUGAAGGUGCGACUGAUAUGGACCCCGAGAGGGUUCUGAAGAAAAAUGCGAGCCUGAAGGAGUCGAAUGAUUCUUCGAAAGUGCCCGGCAUGGACGAUACUCCUGACGAAGUUGACGUGGUGGUAGAUAUCUCAUCCUUCAAAAUUGGGGAGCCUGUGAAAAUGCAAGCUGAACCAGAAGAGAAGUGCUGGGACCAACUCUUUGGCCCUGCAGGGAGGUUCGCCGAAAUACUCAAAACAGAAGAGGUGAUAAUGCUGUUACACACGCCUACAACAGCUUUGCUAAAAUCUACAAUUCCUGAAAUUGAGCCAGCGAAAUGGAGUAGGAACUAUGGAACGGCCAACGUUGUGUUGUGCCCUCUGCUCAUACUCUACAUGUUCACCUCGUUUAUCUCCCUUAAUCGCCAUAUUGUUUUUCUAUCUCCAUCCCUGCGAUUACCCAUUUGGCUCCUCAUUUUGCUGCAAGGAUCUUUCAUGGGGGCCGCAUAUUAUUUAGCUGUCAAACGUCCUCCUACUUCUGGUCAAUUCGUUGUAGUGACUGUCGCCUUCAUUAUGAGUGUCUUCUGGAUAUCUGUCAUAGCUGGAGAGCUCCUUGGAUGUCUAGUGACACUGGGUAUUAUUCUUGGGGUGUCACCAGCACUACUAGGCUUGACGGUGCUUGCCUGGGGUAACUCCAUUGGUGACCUCGUGGCUGAUGUUGCGGUUGCUAGAGUCGGCCAACCGGCAAUGGCGGUGGCGGGUUGCUUUGCAGGUCCCAUGUUCAACAUGCUGGUCAAAGGCUUGUAUAAAACCAGCUGGUGCCUCCUCCAUGGACAUUCUUACUUCGUAGCAUGGAGCACUGAUAACUGCGAGACUCAACCCAGGCUUUUGCGAUGCCCUCACCCCUAUUACUUAACCCUUGCUUCCCAACUUCAAGACUCUACGGAAAGGUUUUGAAUUGCUCGGAAUGGUCGUGCCUUAAUGGGAGCCAAAUACCACAUCAUCAUCUCGCGUUUUUUUUUCUUUUUCUUUUUCUGUUCCACCUCGCGAGGCUCAUGAACUCGGUGGUUAUACUUCAACAGCUCAGCUGGGUAUCGAAGCACUGUAAUUAGGUUGUCCGAACUUAACAUGUCUACAUUUUAUUUAACGAGAUGGAGCAUUGGACAUUGAAAUCGUUCUGAGACCACCGAAUCUGUUUCUCAAUGCCUGUGAUCAAGACACUUGGCGAUCGUAGUUUUAAUGUUGAACAGUAGAGUGCAUAGCACAAUAUGAAUAUGAAGGGGAAAUAUUAGCAGAUACAUGAUAAUAGUUAAAGGUAAAUUACGCAUUUCAUAGUACAUGAUGCAUUGUCGAUAAGCUGAUUCGAACCGCCAGGAAAAUGUGGCGAAUACAGUGCAGUCAUUUUCAUGAUGCUUCUGGACUUUUGUAAAAGGAUUACGAAACUGAUAGGCAUCCUCGUCAGGUCUUCCUAUACAGAAGUACGGCUGUUUUGCAAAAUGUGUCAAGAACCAUUUUCAUUCCAACAGUAUCACAGUUCAAAAUUCGAUAAAAAAAUAAAAUAAAAAAUAGACUUCAUGGUA